AUGCUCACACGAUACGGAGUCAUCUCAUGGCUCGCCCUGUCGACUAUGGCAGCCGCCAACCCUCAGCCAGCGCCUCCAGCCCAGCAGCAAUGCGAGCCCAAGACCGAGACGAUUGUGCACACCGUCCACGAGACCGUUCAUGUUCCUACAACAAUUCACAAGACGGUCCACGUCACGCUACCGGGAGAAGUGAAGACAGUCCACGUUCCCGUCCCGAAGACGAUACACCAAAUCGAGACUAUCCACGAAAAGAUACCCGUACACGUCACGGUUCAUGUUCCGACAACAAUCAAAGAGACCGUACACAUUACUCAGCCCCCACAGGUGGUGAAGGAGACAAUACACAUCACAGAAACGAAGAAGGAGGUCCAAACUCUUCCUCCUCAGGUGGUCAAGGAGACCGUCCACAUCACUCAGCCUCCUCAAACUGUGAAGGAGACAAUCCAUGUUACCCUUCCCCCUCAGACAAUCCAUGUCACUCAGCCUCCUCAGGUGAUUAAAGAGACUGUUCACGUAACUCAACCUCCUCAAGUCAUCAAGGAGACGAUACACGUCACCCAGCCUCCCCAGGUGAUUAAGGAGACUAUUCACGUCACUCAACCUCCGCAGGUGGUGAAAGAGACGAUACACGUUACUUUACCUCCUCUGCCUCCUCAGACAAUCCACGUCACUCAGCCACCGCAAGUCAUCAGGGAAACGGUGCACAUCACUCAACCUCCUCAAAUCAUCAGAGAGACUCUUCCGCCUCAAGUUAUUAAGGAGACUUUGCCACCUUAG
Molecule: messenger RNA, 777 nt
Organism: Colletotrichum lupini
Lineage: Eukaryota; Fungi; Ascomycota; Sordariomycetes; Glomerellales; Glomerellaceae
Exons: 1
Coding region: 1-777 (258 amino acids)
Source: RefSeq, a predicted model, not a curated record